AUGGUUUUUCCUACAUAUGAUAAUAACGAUGACCUAUCUUCAUGUGAGAGCAAUGUUGAUAUCUAUGAAGUGGUAGCAACAAACAAAGCCUUUGACACGAACCAGGAUAUUACUACUAGAAAAGAAAAUAAUUCAUGCUCAGAAUAUGAAGAUGAUGUUUUCCAGGAAGAAAAAGAUAUGAUUAGCAACACUUUUUUACAAGUUGGAAAGAAAAAAAUAUACACAAUGAAAUUAAAUGUAAACGCAUUAAAAAUACAGAAUGCUAAUUCCCAGAACAAUUCAUAUCUUUUAUUUUUACAAGAUAAUGAAGAACUUUGCUUAUUUGGAUCAGCCUGUGUUCAAAUUGUAAAGGGUGGUAUUGUUUAUAAUACAACACACUAUAAUGCAUCUUGGAAAGUUUUUACAAUUUGGCAAUCAACGUCAAACGCAAUUUCUACAAUUAAAUCAUCAUAUUUUACUUCCUUUUCUGAUAUUAAUACUCUAUUUUUUAAUUCUAAUAGUUCAAUUAAGGAUGAAAAUGCUGAUCUUUUUGAAAAAUAUCCGUGUAUUAUUAAAAUAUCAAACAAUGGUAUUAUGCAAUCAUUAAAAAAAAUUAGUUCACAAGGGUUAACCAGUAAGUUCCUAAAAUUUUGGGAAUUGACGAACAUUAAUGAGAGUAACAACACUUUUCAACUUUUAAAAGAAGACCAUUUAUCGGAGGAAUUUGGUGAAUGGAAACCAGCUUUAAUAGACUACUAUCAAUUUACCACUUUUGACGAUAACAAUUGGAAAUCGGCAUUAGAUAGGUUGUAUAUGAAAUUUUUUGAUUCCACCAAUUCAGUUGGACUAAGAGUUAUGACUAUAGGUGGAAAGAAUAGUGGUAAAUCCACGUUCAAUAGAAUUUUAUUGGAAAAAAUUUUCCAUAAAAACGAUGAUGGUAGUAAUAAUAAUAACAAUAAGGAAUUAAUGACAGUUAAUUAUAUAGAUCUUGAUCCAGGUCAACCGGAAUUUUCUGUCCCAAAUUGUAUUUCCUCGACAGAGUUAAACACUAACAGUUAUAAACAUUUAGGGAAUCCGAUUAUUGUGCCAAUCCAUAAUAUUUUACAAAAAACUUUCUUUAUUGGAUCACCAUCUCCAAAUGAGCAACCAAUCAGAUAUUUAAAACUUUGCGAAAAAUUGAUCGAUGACCUUUUCCAAACGGAUCCUCUGACGCCUUGUAUAAUUAAUUUGACUGGGUGGAUAAAAGGUUUUGGUAUUCAGAUUUUAAAUGAAAUAAUUAAAGCGUACAAGCCCACAGACAUCAUUCUGUUGGAAUCACAGCAACAAGGACACACCAAUGGAUUUCAUCCUGAAUUGGACAUACCAGAUCUUUUCAUCAAUGAAUUUGACUUAAAAUAUAAACCAUCAAUCACAAAAUUGCCAGGUUGUUUUAAUAGCAACCCAACUUCAGUAAAUUCUUUGGCUAAAUUAUGUGACCGUUGGAAUGCUACAUUAAUUAGAGAAUACAAAUUAUUAACUUAUUUCCAUAGGACUGAUAUUUCUGAAUUUGAUUUUACGCCACUCAUAGAAAAGGUGCCUUUAAGAGUAAGUUUCGGGGGGGAUACCAACAAUAAAGGUUUAAUUACUGGAUUUCAUUUUAUAAACGAUGAUAUUGAUUUAAGGGUUUUGACAGAUAACUUUAGAACAUUUUUGGAGGGUUCCAUUCUGUCUAUUUUUAGUGUAAAAAAUGAGUCAUAUGACAAAGACCAAUUUGAACUUUAUGAUAGUAUACCAAUUCUUAAAAAUUUCCCAAUAGAUCACGCGACGUUCUUGACGUUAUCCUUUAUACAUUCGGUUAACGUGAAAGAAAAAUAUGUGAAUUUAUACAUUCCCGAAAUUUGCAAAAAAAAAAUGGAAAACUUAAGAGAAUCUACAAAUUUUAUAAUGAUUAGAGGGAACAUUGAAGUGCCAACAGAAGAAAUCAUUCCCAACGACAAAUUUAUUACUAGGUAUUGCAAAGAAAAGAAAAUUGAUUUUGUCCCAUACAUAUCAUUUAAGCAAAAAAGACCUAAUGAACAUGUCUGGAAGGUCCGUAAAAACAUAAAGAGGAAAAGUCAUUUUACGAAAUAA
Molecule: messenger RNA, 2088 nt
Organism: Saccharomycodes ludwigii
Lineage: Eukaryota; Fungi; Ascomycota; Saccharomycetes; Saccharomycodales; Saccharomycodaceae
Gene: GRC3
Product: polynucleotide 5'-hydroxyl-kinase
Exons: 1
Coding region: 1-2088 (695 amino acids)
Biological process (GO): cleavage in ITS2 between 5.8S rRNA and LSU-rRNA of tricistronic rRNA transcript (SSU-rRNA, 5.8S rRNA, LSU-rRNA)
Cellular component (GO): nucleus
Molecular function (GO): polynucleotide 5'-hydroxyl-kinase activity
Source: RefSeq, a predicted model, not a curated record